This is a messenger RNA of Eurytemora carolleeae, 564 nucleotides long. RefSeq names its product nucleolar protein 16. Gene Ontology annotation, cellular component: nucleolus. The record is from RefSeq and is a predicted model, not a curated record. NCBI's taxonomy places the organism in Eukaryota, Metazoa, Arthropoda, Copepoda, Calanoida, Temoridae. Gene Ontology annotation, biological process: ribosomal large subunit biogenesis.
AGGUUGGAUGUCCAGUUCUCCGUGAGUCCUGGGACAACAGGAAGUCCGUGAAGCAAAACAUGGAAACCCUGGGUGUUGCUAUUGACGCUAACAAUGUCGUCACUAAGAUCAAACCUUCAAAAAACAAAUUUAUCGUUACGAACACUGAAGAGACAGUCGCCGAGACCCUUGACUGUAAACCAACGAUUGCUAAGCUCGAAGCUCAAGCAGCGAUUAAAAAACCUGCCACAUUCAGAUUCAGCAGCGAGCAAGUGAAAUAUAUUUCCUCCAUGAUGGACAAACAUAAACUAGACUUUAAAGCAAUGGCACGGGAUCCCAAAAAUCACUUCCAGGAAACCCCGAAACAGAUAGAACACAAAAUCCGCAAGUUUAUGAGUAUACCUGAUCAUUAUGCGGUUUAUUGCAAAGAACGAGGACUCAUAGAAUCAAGUCCUGCGAUUACAGAAGACUUAGAGAUGGACACGUAAAUCUGGAAUUAAAUAUUGUCGCCCUAAGUUCAACGUUGUGAAUGCUUUUUUGAUAAUUUCAGUAUUGUUGAAAAAUUGUAUAAGAUCUUAUUUUCAG